AUGGAAAAGCUUCAAGCUCUUGGCCGGGAAAUCCGCUAUGUCGAGUACAAAUUACGACGACAGAAGCAAGAGAAAAAGAAGAUGAAACAAGCGCAAAAAGAUUUCACAUAUGGAACCAACUCGAUGUAUGAGCCUAAUAAUGGUGGCGGAAGAACAACUACGGAGACAUUUUGGGGACGGCAUGGAAAGAAGAUCGCCAAUAUUCUUGGCAUGCUAGCUUUUAUGUUUGGCUACGCAUCAGGAUUUCUCCAUGCAUUCUUCAUGAAGAAGAAAGAAGAAAUCGAAUUUCAGAAGAUAAUAGAUAAUCUGCUAACCCUCAAAGGGAUCAAGAGAUACCAGAUUUUAUUGAAGCUUGGUCGCCAAAACUCGCUGAAAUUCUUCUUGGUGAUACUGACACAGUUUUUACUGUCAGUACAAUAUUUAUUCGUUUUGAAAAGCAGAAGAAACGUAAGCCUUUUAUAUUUGACUUGCUUUACAAAAUGUCGGAGGCUUCUCAUGAUGAGAGUAAAACAGUGCUCCAGGGAAUUAUGA
Messenger RNA from Oikopleura dioica, 531 nucleotides. Lineage: Eukaryota; Metazoa; Chordata; Appendicularia; Copelata; Oikopleuridae. The record is from the annotation of a GenBank genome assembly.